Pantherophis guttatus is the source of this 5567-nucleotide messenger RNA. RefSeq names its product low density lipoprotein receptor class A domain containing 3 (gene LDLRAD3). Gene Ontology annotation, molecular function: protein binding. The record is from RefSeq and is a predicted model, not a curated record. Gene Ontology annotation, cellular component: plasma membrane. Gene Ontology annotation, biological process: receptor-mediated endocytosis. NCBI's taxonomy places the organism in Eukaryota, Metazoa, Chordata, Lepidosauria, Squamata, Colubridae.
GUGGAUCUGUUUGCGACUCACGCCAAUCGGCAGACCAUUCGAUUUGUCUCCAGGUUUUACGAUCCAAGAGCAGAGGCGACGGACGCACUGCACUGCAGGUGGCCCUCGGGUCUCCUCUACGCUUUCCCUCCCCUCCCUCUUCUUCCCAAAGUACUCAGGAAGCUCUUGGAGGAGGAAGCCGAACUGAUCCUGAUCGCGCCCCACUGGCCUCGCCGCCCGUGGUUCGCCGACCUCCAGAUGCUGUCCACCCGUCCACCGUGGCGUCUCCCUCCGGAGCAGGUCAUCCUCCGUCAGGGUCCUCUUCUACACCCGGACGUUCACUGGCUUCACUUGACCGCCUGGAGGUUGAGCGGCGCCUCCUGAGGGCAUCGCACUUGCCAGACCAACUCAUCAGUACCAUUCUAGCCGCACGCCGGCCGGCAACGAGGCGCAUCUAUGGAGCCACUUGGCGGACAUUCGCACUCUGGUGCUCGAGGAGGAACCAGGAUCCAGGUUUGGCGUCUACAAAACAGGUAUUGCUUUUUCUUCAGGAGGGGUUGGAUGCUGGGUUGGCCCCUAAUACUCUGAGGAGACAGGUGGCCGCCCUUUCUUCCAUUUUAUGCUUUGGCGCCCGGAACUCAUUGGCGGACCGCCCCCUUAUCCGCUUAUUUCUCCGGGGCGCUACCAACCUCCGCCCGCCUCCCAUUCAUCGAUAUCCGUCCUGGGAUCUGCCCAAGGUCCUCUCAGCCCUCACACAAGGUCCAUUCGAGCCCCUUAGGACAGUGCCCUUACGCUUCCUCUCGUACAAGGUGUCCUUUUUAGUUGCCAUCACCUCCGCCAGGCGGAUUUCAGAGUUGGCCGCUCUAUCAGCCCGGGCUGAUCUCUGUAUAUUCCACUCCGACCGGGUGGUACUCCGCCUGGACCCCACAUUUCUCCCUAAAGUAAACACCCUCUUCCAUCGGACUCAGGAGCUAAUCCUGCCCGAUUUUUGCCCUAACCCUUCCCACCAUCGGGAACGUUCCUGGCAUUCCCUGGAUGUCCGUAGGGCCCUUCGUAUUUACCUCCGACGAACUUCUUCUUUCCGUCGGUCGGAAGGGCUCUUCGUUUCCUUCCAACCGGCUACCCUGGGGCUUAAGGUUUCUUCACAAACGGUGGGUCGCUGGAUAAGGGCUACAAUUACGACGGCUUAUGGGGCUCAAGCCUUGCCAGUUCCUCGCCGCCUGACGGCCCACUCUACCAGGAGUGCGGCUACCUCGGCGGCCUGGGCUACCCAGGCCCCUCUUCUAGAGGUCUGUCGGGCCGCCACUUGGACGUCUCCGACCCCUUUCAUCCGCCACUAUAAAAUCGACAGCUUCGCUUCGGCGGAGGCGGCAUUCGGUCGUCGAGUUCUCCAACAAGUAUGUGCGGGGGAUGGCUCCACGUCCCGGGCGGGUCCCUCCCUAUGAGUGGUGGACUUUGGCAUGUCCCUCGCAUAACCACUGGCCUCUCCCUCGCUUAGAAGGGGCGUUGUCUUACCUGAACGCCCUUUCUGAGAGUGGAGAGGCCAGUGGUUAUCCCCACCCUUUCCGCCGGGCCGUUUCGCUGGGGGUUAUCCUUCCUUUCUUUCAUUUCAGUUCAGUGAGAGCGUCUUCCGUCUGUCCACAUCUCGUCCGAAAGCUGGGAGUCAGCAAAAGGAGGAGGACUUUUCAACUGACAGACUCGAUCUGAUUGGAUCGCAGUGGUAUUACCCUCGCAUAACCACUGGCCUCUCCACUCUCAGAAAGGGCGUUCAGAAAGCCAACUCUUGCCUUGGAAUAAUUUCACAAAUGAAUGUAAUAUUCCUGGAAACUUCAUGUGCAGUAAUGGACGCUGUAUCCCAGGAGCCUGGCAAUGUGAUGGACUGCCGGACUGCUUUGAUGAAAGUGAUGAGAAGGAAUGCCCAAAAGCAAAAUCUAAAUGUGGGUCCACCUUCUUCCCAUGUUCCAGUGGAAUUCAUUGUAUCAUUGGCCGUUUCCGAUGCAAUGGUUUUGAGGAUUGUCCUGAUGGCAGUGAUGAAGAAAAUUGUACAGCAAAUCCUUUGCUGUGUUCUACUGACCGAUUUCACUGUAGGAACGGCCUGUGCAUUGAUAAAAGCUUUAUGUGCGACAAUCAAAAUAACUGCCAGGACAACAGCGAUGAAGAAAGCUGUGGAAACUCUCAUGAAACUGACAGCAAUCAGAAUUACGUAACAACAGAGCCUCAGCUGAUCUUCUAUCCCAGCGUUACCUAUGCAAUCAUUGGCAGCUCUGCUAUUUUUGUGUUGGUGGUGGCCCUCCUGGCCCUAAUUUUGCACCAUCAGCGAAAACGCAACAACCUCAUGACACUUCCCGUACAUCGACUGCAGCAUCCUGUCCUCCUGUCUCGUCUCGUCGUCCUUGAUCAUCCACAUCAGUGCAAUGUCACCUAUAAUGUUAACAAUGGGGUCCAGUAUAUGUCUACCCAGGGCUAUCAUAGACCUCCAGAUUUAGAUUCACCACCAUCUUAUUCAGAAGCUGUGCUAGAUCAAAGCAGACCCCCGUGGUUUGAUCUUCCUCCGCCUCCAUAUUCCUCAGAAACAGGAUCCCGGAAUCAUUUAGAUCUUCCUCCAUAUCGUUCUCGAACUGGAAGUGUGGUAAGCACAGAUGCUUCAGAGGCAAGAGGUCCAGAGACUUUGGACAGCAGUCCAUCAAGAAACCUUUUUACCAGCAUGGAGCAUCACAGUACGCUGCGUGAAAUUACAGCCGAGCAAAGUGACUCUCUGAUCAAUUCAGUUCCUGUCUGAAAACUGUAAACAAUUAUUUAUGCACAUUUUUAUGGAUGUCUGCUUGAACUUGUACUGAAAUUAAGAAGUCCCAAAUCAUUUGGCCUUUUUCUACUUGAUGAUCGCAAGUGUUUCUGUGGAAGGAACAAGAGCUAUGUGCAUUGCCAUAAAACAACUUCCCUCAAUCAUUUCAAGGGAGAAUGAGCAAGAAAAGGUGCCAGUGGCCUCAGUCGUGCUAGAUUUAACUACUGAAUUAUGAAGGUUGAAGCAAUUGAGAACAGUUCAUUUUCAUUUCCUCUCUGUUUUAACAUGCUGUUAAAGCGUAUCAGGAAUUUACUAGAAUUCAUGUACUGAAAUCAAACAUAUAUACAUACACAUGUGUCUCAAGUCAUGCCUGUGUUUCAAAUGAUCUUUAUUGCUUUUUUAAAAUUUCUUAUUUAUGAUUGUAAGAAUGUAUAUAAAAAUAAUAGUAAAUGAGACUUGCAUUAAUGCAAGUAUUGAACUGUAUUGCUGAUGGCAUCUGGAAGUCCAUUUCUUUCAAUAGAAAAAUAAAAUUCUGAAGGGUCAUUGGAAAUAUCAUCUGUACGGUUUAAACUAUGUUGUGUUUAAAUCACAAGCUCUGCUAUGGAGUAAACUAUUAUUACUUCAGUAAGAAAAAUUAAUAUAAUUUUUGAUGGAUAGGGUAAAAAGGAUUUUAAGCCACCUAAGCAGUAAUGGGAUUUGAUUUGACAACUAUUGACUAAGAGACAGAUCUUAGAGUCAUGGUGGGUAGUUCAGUGAAGAUACCAACUCGGUAUGCAGCUGCUGUUACAAAAGAAAAUUAAAUGAAAAGGAAUUCCGUCUUUGGAAUCAUUAAAAAGGGAAUUGAAAUAGAAUUGCGGAUAUCCUAAUGUCCUUAUAUACUGUAUAUCCAUGUUGUGAUUACACCUGGAAUAUUGUUUGUGGUUCUUCUCAUUCAACGUAUUAAAAUGAUACAAAGCUAUAAAAGGCACAAAAAGGACAAUUGAAAUGAUUUGGGGACUGGAAUUGCUUCCCAGCAAGAAGAAACUAUAGCUUGAAAUGAAGGAGGGUAAAGGAAACAGCAUAGAAAUCUACAAAAUCACAUUCACAAUAUAGGUAAGUGAUUGGAGAGAGGUUUUCUCCCUUUCUUCAUGUUAGAACUUGAGAUUAUUCAUUGACACAAAAUGUAGGCCAAUUUAGGAUCAUCAGAAUGAAUUACUCUUUUAUACAGCAGGUAUUUGAUCUAUGGAAUUUGCUGCCAACAGUGAGUAACAGCAGCAAUUUUGAUGGCUUUAAAGAGGACAGGACAGGUUCAUGGAAGAUCAGGCCACCAAGGUCUACCCUUAUUUAUGGCCAUUUGCUUUCUCCCUGAAUCAUAGUCAGUGUGCCUUAUAUACUGGAAGCUAUCUCCUUCCAGUCCAGAUUUGAGAUUCCCAAAUCGUUCUGUUCUGUUGUCUCAUAUCCAUAAUAUGAGAUAACAUAACCCUACAGCCGGCUUGAACAAGGCUCUUGUAGUCAUCUGUCUAUCACACUGUGCCUGAUUUCAGCUUUCUUCCUCAUAGUGAAGAAUCAAAAAAGUCUACCUUGUAUUCUUUUGUAAUUGGUAUGUGUAUCUUAGGGGUUGUGUGAACCAGAUUUUAGCAUUUUAUCUUGCAUAAGUAUAAUAUAACAAUUUGGUGGAUUAUUUGGAUACCUAUUUUGACAGAUAUCUCUCUCUCUCUCAUUCUCUCUCUCUCUCUCUCUCUCUCUCUCUCACACACACACACACACACACACACACGAAGGAGCUUUAGACAGUUUACGUGUCAAAAUGCAGUUUUCUGGUUGUCUGGAAAAUAUAUUUAGUCUGGGCAUGCUUUGAGUUUCUCAUUGUAAAACAGAAGAUUACAAAUGUUCCAUUUCCUCUCUCUGCGUGUAUGUACCUUUGAGAGAGAUUCUGAGUGCCUUGGAAUUCAUAUAUCAGUUUGCAGAACUUAUUAGACUUAUUGGGGAAUAUCUUUCAUACUAUGAGACUGAAACUUUUUAUAAAAAAUAGUGCCAGUAGUAGUAGUAUUUCCUUGUUCAUAGGACUGAUUCAUAGGACUGAUUCAUUCCUUACAUAGCAUGCUUCUUUGCUAUAUAUACUCCAUUAUUUACGUUGUAAGUAUGAGGUGGAGGUAGAUAUGACACUUCUUCCUAUAUAUUUACAAACCUGCACCUCCCCUACAUACGAUAUGCUUUAUCUUUAAUGUUGGUGCAUUUUGAAAUGGUGUGAAUCAGCUUUUAGAAUUAUUAGUGUUUGAGCGCUAUUUGUAUAACUCUAAAAUUGUGAAAUAAGAAUCCAAUGGUUUGAAAAGCAUGACAGCAAGAUGAUUUCUGUUUCUUUGUUUGUUUUUACCCAAACAUAAGUGUAGGACUCGUACAGCCAUUAUUGGGAAGAUUGAAUGGGCAUUUUAACUCAUUGUCCACUUCUUUGUGUCCAAUCCAGCUCAGGAGCCUGAUUUGUUAAUUCAUCAAUGCACAUUUCAAGCCCAAACCUUCCUAUCUAAACUGACAUUGAAUUAGCAACAAACAUUACAGGUCUUUCUUUCUUUCUUUCUUUUGAGGGAGUUUUAUUUGGACUGAGGUACAUAGUGGGGGUUUUUUUUAGUAAAAGGCAUAGCAGUUACUUAUAUAUUUAAAGUAAUGUUUUGGGUGACCCUGAGGUACUGUUUUAUUACAUUGUGUUCAUUCAAAUCAUUGUCCUUUCUACAAUACAAUACUAUGCCUUUAAGUUGUAUACAGUAUAUGUAUAUUUCUAUUGAAAUACUUGGAUUUGGGCUCUUAAAAUAAAUCCCUUUUUCUAUCUGUA